Molecule: messenger RNA, 1022 nt
Organism: Prunus mume (Japanese apricot)
Lineage: Eukaryota; Viridiplantae; Streptophyta; Magnoliopsida; Rosales; Rosaceae
Product: transcription factor WER-like
Biological process (GO): regulation of DNA-templated transcription; cell differentiation
Cellular component (GO): nucleus
Molecular function (GO): transcription cis-regulatory region binding
Source: RefSeq, a predicted model, not a curated record
CUAAAGAAGGUGGUGUGGUGCUCUGUUGAGAGUCUUGGUUAGACUGAAGCAUAGAGUCUUUGUCCUCCAUAAAAUGGGCAGAGCACCCUGUUGUUCAAAGGUGGGUCUGCAUAGAGGUUCAUGGACUGCCAGAGAAGACGCAUUGCUCAUUCAGUACAUCCAGUCCCAUGGUGAAGGCCAUUGGAGUUCUUUGCCUAUGAAAGCUGGGCUUCUUCGAUGUGGGAAGAGCUGCAGGCUAAGAUGGAUGAACUAUCUGCGGCCUGAUAUAAAGCGAGGCAACAUAACUCCUGAGGAGGAUGACCUAAUUGUGAGGCUUCAUGCCCUUCUCGGCAACCGCUGGUCUCUCAUUGCUGGAAGGCUUCCUGGUCGAACUGACAAUGAGAUCAAGAAUUACUGGAACACCCACAUCGCCAAAAGACUCAGAAUCCCAAAAACCAGCACUCAAGAAAUUACACCAAAACCAAAGUCAAAAUGUGUCCAAGCUGAGGAGGCCAAGAAAAGUGACGAUGACCAAGAAAAUAUUGGUGCAACAACAAAAAGGACCAAAGUUCAUCUCCCAAAGCCUACUAGGGUGUCUCCAGUUAAAACCCCAGUUGGGUCUUUUUGUGAUGGAGAGGGAGAUCAUGAACAAGAAGUUGGGUUUCAUGAUGCAGAAGUUCCUAAUUAUUUUCAUGUGUCUUGGCUUGAUGAUAUGAAGAAGAAAGACGAUGGUUGUUUUGGGGAGGGCUUGGUUUGUGGUGAGAAUGUUGAAGAUUGUUACGAUUUUGUUCAAGUGUUUGACAGUGCCAGGAGUCAGAAUUCUGAAGAAGCUGCUGCAGCUGCAGAAAGAGUUGCUAUGACAUGGAAAAUCUGUGAGGAAUAUGAGCAGGAUCUCAAGGCAGAUCAAGAUCAUGGUCAAUUGGAGUCUUUUGUUGAUUCCUUGCUGAUUUGAAUGUUUCCAAAAAUUAGAAAAGAAAAAUUGUAGGAUAUUAUCAGUAUGUAUCAGAGUUGGUUUUUCAAUUUCAUUUGAAUUGUAGUGUUUC